AUGGCUUUGAGCUAUUGCUCCAACUGGGGACAUCUGAAUCCAGACAUGAGUGUGUUUCCACAAGCACAACCAGAGCUGCCCAUAGAACUACUUGGCUUCUAUGACAGCCUUGAAGUGUCAGACACUUGUAUUGAUCCGUUCUUCGAGCACGACGAUCAGUUUUUUUAUUCAGAUGAGACCCAUCUCCUGCCGUACUUGUCUUCUCCAAUGGACCAUAUCAACUCUCUCACUCCUGAACUCGUUCCGCUACAAGAAUUCGAGCACUAUCCGUACCCAAAACGCCAAAAGAGCUAUGAAGACUGCUUUUAUUCGGACUUCGUGAAUGGUUUCUACAAUGGGUGUGUUCCAAAUCCGUGUUUGCUCUCACCGGAACUUUUUGUUCCGUUACCGGAGUUUCAGAGUCCUCCUCCGUUGGCUAAUAAUUGUGGGAGUAGUGUUGAGAGUGUGAGGAAACCGAAUGGAGGGAGCUCGACCGCGCAGAGCGUCGCUGCGCGGCAGAGGAGGAGGAAGAUAACAGAGAAGACUCAAGAGCUUGGGAAGCUUAUUCCUGGUGGCCACAAGAUGAACACUGCUGAAAUGUUCCACGCUGCUUUCAAUUAUAUCAAGUACUUGCAGGCACAAGUUGGAAUUUUCGAAUCCAUGGCCUCAUUUCAGACAAAUGAGGAACCAUUGGAUACACAAGAACUUCAAAAUCUUGUGGCAUCACCAUUAAUCCAAGAGAAGUUGUACUCAGAGGAGAAGUGUUUGAUUUCUAAACAAUUCGUUGAAACCCUAGCACAUGACCAUGGACUCCAAUCAAACCCUAUGAUCUCGAAGAACAUCAAUCAGCUCAUCCAAACUGAUGACGGAUAUGGAAUAAAGAGUGAAGCAGACAAUGGAGGAAAAUUUUGA
This is a messenger RNA of Cornus florida, 891 nucleotides long. RefSeq names its product transcription factor bHLH52-like. Gene Ontology annotation, biological process: regulation of DNA-templated transcription. Gene Ontology annotation, molecular function: DNA-binding transcription factor activity; protein dimerization activity. The coding region runs from base 1 to 891 and encodes 296 amino acids. The record is from RefSeq and is a predicted model, not a curated record. The transcript is spliced from 2 exons. Lineage: Eukaryota; Viridiplantae; Streptophyta; Magnoliopsida; Cornales; Cornaceae.